GAACAUUUAAAACAUCCGAAUCUCAACGGUCGCUAGAUGCUUGUUUUUAAUUUCCAUUGGCGACCUGUCGUAAAAAUCGUAAAUUCUCGCCAAAGUGUUUGAAACGUCAAAAAUUGAUGAAAGUUUACGAUUUUUUACACUUUCUCUUAUACAGAAUUGUGCAGAUGUGAUAUUUUCGGUGUCUACAAAUUGUUUAACGAGUGAAGUGUUGAUUUGAAAAAAAUGGGCAAACCCGAGUUUAAAUCCCCUCGGCACAGGGGUGCUUCCACCAAGUCGCGUCUAUUGGGCAAAAAGGGCCCCCCAGUGCGGUCUUCGGCCAACAUCCGAGUCGUGGUUCGCGUCCGCCCCCCGAACGAAAAAGAGCAAGGCGAUAAUAGCAGGGACGUUGUGAGGAUUGUAGACGACCAAGUGCUGAUUUUCGACCCGAAGUGCCAUUCCCAGGCGUUUUUCUACCAUGGGGUGGAGCAAAAGGGGCGCGAUUUGCUGCGGAAGGCCAACAAAGACAUGCAAUUUAUGUUUGAUAGGGUGUUUGGGUACGAGUCCACGAAUCAAGAAGUGUUUGAGAGCACCACCAAGAGUCUUAUUGAGAGUCUCAUGGACGGGUACAACUGCUCGGUUUUUGCCUACGGGGCCACGGGGGCCGGCAAGACUCACACAAUGAUUGGACAGACUGACAAUCCCGGAAUCACUUACCUAACAAUGGCUGAGCUGUUUAAAGCCAAACAGAAUUUGCAGGAAGAACGCAAAUUUGAAUUGGGGAUUUCGUACAUCGAGGUUUACAACGAAAUGGUUCAGGAUUUGCUAAAUCCGGGAGCCCCGUUGCAACUACGGGAUGAUGGCCGGUAUGGGGUCAUGGUGGCUGGGAUUAAAGUCCACAAAAUCGAUAAUCCGGACGAACUUUUCACGCUAUUAGCAAAAGGGAAUAGUAAUCGAACCCAACACCCCACCGACGCCAACGCUGAGAGUUCCCGGUCGCAUGCUGUCUUCCAAGUCUACAUCCAGAUGGAGAUGAAAGCCACUCGCGAAGUCCGGGCUGCCAAACUCAGCAUGAUUGAUCUAGCCGGCAGUGAACGGGGCUCCGCUACCGGAUAUGGGGGCGCAAGGUUCGCCGAAGGCGCCAAUAUAAACAAAUCACUCCUUGCACUUGGAAAUUGUAUUAAUAGUCUUGCCGAUGGCCAAAGAUACAUCCCUUACAGAGACUCCAAAUUGACGAGACUACUUAAAGACAGUCUAGGGGGCAAUUGUCAGACCGUCAUGGUGGCUAAUGUGUCUCCAUCCUCGCUGUCUUACGAUGAUACUUACAAUACGUUAAAGUAUGCGACUAGGGCCAAGAAAAUCAAAUCAGAAGUUAAGAAAAAUGUUGUCAAUAUGGAGUUGCACGUGGGAGAGUAUGUAAAAAUUGUUGAAGAUUUGAAAAAGGAGUUGGAGAGAGUCAAAGCACAGCUCAGGGAGAAAGUCAGCGAGAAGAAAGUUGACGGGAAAGUGGCUCUAGAGUUUGGGAAGUUGAUCGAAAGUAGGAAGAAGUUGCUGGAUAGGAUGUUCCAUGUUGAGUGUUCGGAGACCACGACGGUUUUGAGAAGGCAAUUGAAAGAGGAUGCGGAUUCGAGACUGAGCGGCUUAUUGAACGAAACACCCGAAAAAGAGGAAGCUCACCGCAGACUCGGCAACAUUGUUAGUCGCUUCCACCGCCAAGAAGACAGUCUUCGGGCCGAAGUGGACAAAUUAGCCAAAUCGAAAAUAGAGUUAGAAAACAAGACCAUCGAUUUGGUCCUCGAGCACCCCGAACUGGAGAAAAAAUCCGAACUGUGUGAGGAGAAAAUCGGCAAACUCGAGUUGCAAUACCAAGUCAACUUGAUGCAAAAGCGGUGCUCCAUCCUCGAAGAAGAGCUCCGUUCCCGAGCCAACCUCUUGGAGAAGACGUGCAAAAUGCUCCAGAGUUGCUAUUUGCAGUUGCGAGGGCACGGGUUUGCCACCGACGUCUUGUGCCAAGAGUAUCAGAGUCUGGUGAACCACGUCCAAGGCAGGAGGAACAUCACGUGGGACAGCCCCCUGGACUCGGGCUUGAGCUCGACGUCGAGCACUUCGUCCAUUGACGGUGAUAUCAGAUCGGCGCGCAAAAGGGCCAAUGAUGAGAAUGUCAACGGGAUGAACAGCACCUUUGUCAUGGAGCCCCCCAAGCCCAAAGUGAAAGUGUGUGCCGAAGAACUGAUGGCUAAAGUGUACAAUUCACCAAAUCUUAAGCCGAAAAAGGCGGUCGUGGUGAAGGAUAGGAGGGCCGAGGCGGCCAAACGACCAAUAACUCCAGUUGAUUUCAGUGUUGAGGAAGAAACAGCUGACUAAAUCUGAUCCGUUAAAAAAACGUCCGGCGUUCAGGACUUGAAGCUUAUAUUCACGUUAAUGUUUUUAUAUAGAAAAGUUUUAUUUUAAUUAUAUGAAAUAUUUUAUUUUCUUAGAAUUAACCAUAAUUUUGUACAUGAUCGAUAUAAAAAAUUAAAAUAGUCGGUUGUUGAGGUGAGUGAAAUAGUUUAUAGCUCUUGCGACAGUAUUUUCCACUGUGUUGUCCUCAAACUGUUCGCGGGCAAACACCACCGGCGUGAGUCUCACACGUGCAAUCACAAUUAACAAGAUCACAAUAAUUAUUGAGAAAAUCACUGCACUAGCCAGGAACACCAACGGCAUUAAGAAGUAGUGAGGCAUCGCAGGGGGGCCCGAAUGCGCCUCGAUGAUUUCGCAGUGGUGGUGAUGUGGAUGUCCUAUGGCCAUUCUCGUAUUUAUUCGACUUAAUUUAUACUCUUGUUUAGAUGCAUGGACUGACUCUUGUAUUCUAAUGUAAAAUAAAGAUCUACCCAUUUU
This is a messenger RNA of Tribolium madens (black flour beetle), 2853 nucleotides long. Its product is annotated as kinesin-like protein KIF18A. NCBI's taxonomy places the organism in Eukaryota, Metazoa, Arthropoda, Insecta, Coleoptera, Tenebrionidae. Bases 223 to 2340 code for a protein of 705 amino acids. The record is from RefSeq and is a predicted model, not a curated record. Gene Ontology annotation, biological process: microtubule-based movement. Gene Ontology annotation, molecular function: microtubule motor activity; microtubule binding; ATP binding. The transcript has 6 exons.